GCCACCACGCGUUUCGAGUCCUUAGCAGGAUCCGCGGAAUUAAGUUUGUGCAUGCACUUCCUGCCACACCAUCUUCCUCCGGAGUCGGUACACAACCGCAAUGGCCUCCCUCGCCGCCGUCUCCGUCCAGCCGGUCGCCGUGAAGGGCCUCGCCGGCAGCUCCAUCUCCGGCAGGAAGAUCGCCGUCAGGCCGUCGCCCCGCGCCCUCUGCCGCUCCACCCGCAAGCCUCGCGCCGCCGUGGUGGCCAAGUACGGCGAGAAGAGCGUCUACUUUGACCUCGACGACAUCGGCAACACCACCGGGCAGUGGGACCUCUACGGCUCCGACGCGCCCUCGCCAUACAACCCGCUUCAGAGCAAGUUCUUCGAGACGUUCGCCGCGCCAUUCACCAAGAGGGGUGUGUUGCUGAAGUUCCUGCUGCUGGGCGGCGGCUCCCUGCUGGCCUACGUCAGCGCGUCGGCGUCGCCGGACCUUCUGCCGAUCAAGAAGGGCCCGCAGCUGCCGCCGCAGGCGGGCCCACGUGGCAAGAUCUAAAUUCGGCUCCUCCUCCAUUUACCUAGCUUGCUUGUACUGCGCUCCUUGAUCGAUCGCCAUGGAUCCAUGUCUAUUUAUGUUGUUGAUACUGUGCUCUUUGGCAUACAAGUAAAAAUGACGUUGCAGA
Messenger RNA from Phragmites australis (common reed), 662 nucleotides. Its product is annotated as photosystem I reaction center subunit VI, chloroplastic-like. The transcript has 3 exons. Lineage: Eukaryota; Viridiplantae; Streptophyta; Magnoliopsida; Poales; Poaceae. The coding region runs from base 101 to 535 and encodes 144 amino acids. Gene Ontology annotation, biological process: photosynthesis. Gene Ontology annotation, cellular component: photosystem I reaction center; chloroplast thylakoid membrane; photosystem I. The record is from RefSeq and is a predicted model, not a curated record.